This is a messenger RNA of Eimeria acervulina, 933 nucleotides long. RefSeq lists its product as hypothetical. Bases 1 to 933 code for a protein of 310 amino acids. The transcript has 2 exons. The record is from RefSeq and is a predicted model, not a curated record. NCBI's taxonomy places the organism in Eukaryota, Apicomplexa, Conoidasida, Eucoccidiorida, Eimeriidae.
AUGAGUAGAGUCUCGACAUUAUUCAGAAGUGAAAGGAAAGGGGGGCAUGACCGCUGCGUGAACAUUGCACGUCAGACAGGAGAAGAGUCGGCAGCAUUGAAAGCCAGAGCGUCGGGAGUUGCAGUGCCCGAGAUCUCAGCAGAAGAAUGCGAAGAGGCCCCAACUGGAACAGACACUGAUGUAUGGGCUGAGGAGUCCCUAAGAGAAUCAGACGCUAGAGAGAUGUUUGGCUUUCCCCACUUUGGUGAACUUGGCUUCGAACUUGGAGACGGCCUCGCCGUGCAGGAACGGCAGACAGAGACGAGCAAACGAGAGGAACUCGGCAAUACUCUAAAGGACUUCCUUGACUGCAUUAAGCAAGUUAAAGGAACAGUCACAGAAGACAUGCAGGCAAUGAGCCGCGAACUUGCCAGACACUCCGUCGGCGCCACUUCUGCCAAAUCUUUUGCCGAGCUGCAGCAUCACCUCAACGAGAUCGUCCAACUAAGUGGUCCCGAGUUGGGCUGCGCUUGGUCUACUGUGAAGGUGGGCUUGGGAGUCGCUUCUGUCUUCUCUGGGAACCUCUUAGUUGGCAGUUUCAUGGUGGCUCUUGCCGCUGGCUCCCUGGGGACUUCGAUCAUAUGGAAGGCUCACAGAGACAGUCAGAGGAAUCCAGCAGCAUUGACAAAGACAGCAGAAGUUGCAGAAAUAGACCUUGAAAACGCAGGAGAAGGUGCAGGAGCCAGAAGAUGUGUAUCACGCAUCCUAACGAACGAGAACGGGGGCAGUCGGCGGCUCUGCCAGAGCGUUUUACCGUUUAGCAGACAGUUCAAGGCGAGGAGAGAUUCGCUACAGGUGGCUCCACACGGAAAAGAAGGCGGAGAUGACUCCAUGCGAAGCGGAGCUCCACAACAGCGGCUGACAGAAUACGACGCCUGGAGUGGGGAGGGGUAA